This is a messenger RNA of Schizophyllum commune H4-8, 1286 nucleotides long. RefSeq lists its product as uncharacterized. The transcript has 2 exons. NCBI's taxonomy places the organism in Eukaryota, Fungi, Basidiomycota, Agaricomycetes, Agaricales, Schizophyllaceae. The record is from RefSeq and is a predicted model, not a curated record. The coding region runs from base 410 to 1180 and encodes 256 amino acids.
CGGGUUCGUCGCCGAGCGCAGCGCUUCUUCGCCCUAUGGGCGCUACCGACGACGAACGAUCUUUCCACUGACCCCAUGACCAUUCAUGGGCCCAAUCAGCUUCAUCGCCACGCAGGUCGAUCGUCUUUCUGGUUUCUGCCCUCGAGAUUCGAAGGCCGCACACGCGCGACCUCCCGCGCCCGCGCCCUAUGACGUCACGGAUGCAUGCGCCCUCCCCCUCGCUCAUCGUCGCCCUUGCGUCCUGACUUCACCACGCGCAUCGCGAUAUUCGCGCGCAACUAGCGAGAGAACCCCCAGAUCUUCAUCGCGCAUACGACUCUGACUUCAGUGAGCGCUCAUAGCGCACACCCUAACUUGUCUCGUACCCUAUACCAUCCUCAUCCAUCUUUCGACGGACUGACAUCCCGGCAUGCCUUGGUCAUCCACACACUCAGGCUGGCGAUCGCGCGCGACGCCCUACAACGGCCCUACCCCAGACCUCGCCGCCGCCGAGCUCAAGUUCGCCGUCAAGAUCAGCGCGCCCGCGGGGGAAUACCCUCUGCUCGCGGUUUUCGCGGGGCCCUCCUCUUCAUCCACCCCUUCUUCCCCAUCACCCUCGUCACCCUCGCCCGAAUCCAACUUCGCCAUCGACGCCAAGGGCCACGUCCUCCGCUUGGCCCCCGAGGACUUCACCGCGCUGACCGCGCUCGCUCGCGGCGUGGACGCGAUGCACGAUGCCGGGGUGUACGACGCGGAAAGGCGCGGCGCGUGGCGCGUCAAGAGCCCCAUCACCUGCCGCCCAUUCCACGUGCUGCUCGUGCCGCAGCCGCCUGAGAGCGCGGCGGUCGCGGUCGCGGCAGCGCAGGAGCUGGGGAAGGAUCCGGUAGAGGGACUGGGGGAUCCGGCGCGGGCGAGUGGGGGGCCUGCAAGCGCGAGAGCAGAGGCAAUCGCGGAGGGGGAACUGAGUGCGGUCGAGGGGACGCCGACGCCGGUAGAGGAUCCGAAACCAACCCUACGCAGGACCUCCGUUUACGCGUUCAAGAAGGAGAACGCGGAGCUCAGUACGCCGGUGGGCGAGCUGACGCAGUUGCCCGCCGCGCUGGUGGAGUUUUUCGGGUUAGCGGAGGAGGCGCAGGGAGAGGGAGAGGCGGACAAGGAGGUGUUGGACAAAGUGAACGCAUUGCUAAGGGGUGAGAGGUAGGAGGGUAGCAUGGACACGUGAAGAGUCGAAAGCGAAUUAUGUAGGACUAUAUACAUGUAUCGUUACUACUUUUCCGGGUGAAUCGAUGUUCGUCCGCACCAUAGCG